Calypte anna (Anna's hummingbird) is the source of this 4004-nucleotide messenger RNA. RefSeq names its product uronyl 2-sulfotransferase (gene UST). Bases 334 to 1557 code for a protein of 407 amino acids. The record is from RefSeq and is a predicted model, not a curated record. Gene Ontology annotation, cellular component: membrane. Gene Ontology annotation, molecular function: sulfotransferase activity. Lineage: Eukaryota; Metazoa; Chordata; Aves; Apodiformes; Trochilidae. The transcript has 8 exons.
UGCAGGCGGUCGGCGGCGGAGCGCUGGCUGUAACUUGACACCGGAGCGAGAGGCCGAGCGGAGAGAGGAGUGAGAGCGGCGGCGGAGGAGGAGAGGAGCCCCAGGGAGCGGGAUGGUGACCACCUCCUUCCCCUCCCCUUAGCGGCGCUCCGCAACAGCCGCCGCCGCAGCGCCGGGGACUCUCGCCCGCCCCGAGCAGCUGGCGAUGGGAACGGGACGGGUCCCCUGAGCUCCCGGGAACUUUCCCCGCCGCGGGCAGCCGGAGCCGAGCAGGCGGAUGGAGGAUGCGCUUUCCCUGGCGGGCUGCGUGACCCGGCGGAGGCGAAGGGGAGGAUGAAGAAGAAGCAGCAGCACGGCGGCGGGGACUGCCCGGCGCCCCGGCCCCCCGCGGCGGCGGCGGGAGGGGGCCUGGGCCAGGGCGGGGGUUGGAAGAGGCGUCGGCCCCUCUCUCUGCUGCCCUUCCUCUCGCUGCGCGACUACGGCUUCUGCAUGGCCGCCUUGCUGCUCUUCUGCCUGGGUUCCCUCUUCUACCAGCUCAACGGGGGCCCCCCGCACUUUCUGCUGGACCUGCGGCACUAUCUGGGAAAUUCCACUUACUUGGAUGACCACGGACCACCCCCUCAAAAGGUACUUCCUUUCCCCAGCCAGGUGGUCUACAACAGAGUUGGAAAGUGUGGGAGUCGAACUGUGGUUUUGCUUUUGAGAAUUUUGUCAGAGAAACAUGGAUUCAACCUGGUUACAUCUGACAUCCAUAACAAAACAAGACUGACUAAAAAUGAACAGAUGGAAUUGAUUAAAAACAUAAGCACUGCUGAGCAGCCCUAUUUAUUCACUAGACAUGUUCAUUUCCUCAACUUCUCAAGGUUUGGAGGAGACCAGCCAGUGUACAUCAAUAUUAUUAGAGAUCCUGUCAAUCGGUUUUUAUCCAAUUAUUUUUUUCGACGUUUUGGAGACUGGAGAGGAGAACAGAAUCACAUGAUCCGUACUCCCAGCAUGAGGCAGGAGGAAAGAUACCUGGAUAUUAACGUAUGUAUCCUGGAAAACUACCCUGAAUGCUCCAAUCCCAGGUUAUUUUACAUCAUACCAUAUUUCUGUGGACAGCAUCCAAGAUGCAGGGAGCCUGGCGAAUGGGCCCUUGAAAGAGCAAAGCUGAACGUUAAUGAAAAUUUUCUGCUUGUGGGUAUUCUGGAGGAGUUGGAGGAUGUGCUGCUUUUAUUAGAAAGAUUUUUACCUCAUUAUUUCAAGGAUGUGCUUAGCAUCUACAAAAACCCAGAACAUAGGAAACUUGGCAAUCUGACUGUGACAGUGAAAAAGACCGUCCCCUCUCCUGAAGCAAUACAAAUCCUCUACCAACGCAUGAGAUAUGAAUAUGAGUUUUAUUACUAUGUCAAAGAACAGUUCCACCUGCUGAAGCGUAAGUUUGGACUGAAGUCUCAUAUCAGAAAACCACGUCCCAGACCUGAGUUCUUCAUUCCUUCACCCCUGGAAACAGAAGAACCAAUAGAUGAUGAGGAAGAAGACGAUGAGAAGUGGCUAGAGGAUAUCUAUAAAAGGUGAUGGAUGGAAGAGCUGUCCUUUUUCUUCUGGUGACCCCUCCAGCUUUCUUAAGAUUUUUUUUAAUUAUUAUUAAAAGUAAUUCCUUAAGGAACUGAGUUAAUGCGCAGCAGCAUCCGAAAGAACGAAAGAGACGAUUUGCACAUGCUGGGGCCAUCGGGAGACACCUGGUUUUGCAGGUUUGAUUCAUUAUAUUGUGUUGGCUCUGUAGCACCCAUGCUGUAAGACAGUUUAAGAAAGAAGUGUCUACUGUCUAUCACAAAAUAACUUUUGGAAUACGCAGUAGUCCUUUGGGAGCCUGCAAAACACGGAAGAAUUGAUUAGGUGGUCUUGAAAAGUGAAUUUUACAGAUUCUUGUCUCUCUCUUUCUCCAGAAACAGGUCUUGAUUGCAUAACACUGUGGCAGUAACUCCCAGCAACGUGGACUGGGAAGAGAGCCACUUUUUACCCCAGAGCACACUGGUAUCCCAGUGGUAUGGCCAGAGCCACUGCCCUGUCUGUGCACAUCUGGAUAACAGGCUCAGAAGGGGGAUAGAUAAUGGCUUCUGAAUUCCCCUGUGCAGGAGGAGCGAGGCUGCUAUUCUGGCAAAUUAAUAUUAGUGGAUAUAAGGCAAGUUACAGGAACUAGAUGGUCCUGGUAAAUACUUCUAGUUCAUGGAGUGGAAAGAGCUACCAGGUCAGUGAAUGGCAACAACAGAUGAAAAGUGCAAGGCAGGGUUACCUAAACAAUAGUGGUUUCUUUCUGCAGUUGAGUACUUUACUAUUAGAUUCUGAAGGAAAAGGUGCAGCGUAUGGUUUUUAUGUUCAGGAAGGAUAUUCACAGAUUUUUAUCUGAAGAGAUACAGAAAAAGUCACUCAUUAAAAAAUGUAGAUGAUCUGGAACUCCCAUUAAGCAUGACCAGCGUUCCUGUGACUGCAGAGUUUAGUUAUUCACUUCUGAAGCUGAGUGCUGCUGCCCCACCAGUGCAAACACCAGAUGUCCCCUUUUAGCAUGGCUAGAAAUAAAAUUAACAAUAUGGGCACAGACAGCUUCUCCAGUUGAAGUAUUUCAGAAUGAUAAAAAGGCUGCAGCAUACUCUCGUGAAACCAAAGCCGAUUCAACAAUCCAUUGUUAAGAGAGGCCUGGGAAAGUUUGCCUUUGUUAAUCACUACAAGUAUUAUCAGCAAACACUAGAGAAGGGAGGGAUGGAGGCUGGGAGGGGAGAGGGGAAUAGCUGAAACAUGUGACAUGCUGUUGUCUUUAAGGUGAGUGCCUCCGGGAUUCCCUGUGUCUUGUGGGCUUACCAGGACCGGUGGUGCAGAAGUGAGGGACCUGCAGGUAGCAAUGGGCAGAGCUAUUUGCCCAUCUGUGUUCUGUAGCAGAAUUGAGGGAUUCUGGGUCUUGAUGAGGUGUUGGUCUCUUGUGCACUGUUGUUGACAGAGGAAGAUGGACUAGUAGGGGGUAAUAGCAAUAAAUUCCUGUUCUAAAGCAUAGGAAAGAAGUAGAGCGAGAGUUUCAGCUCCUUGCCAGGUGAGUCCCAGUAACACUUAAGGUGCAAUACACCUCUGUCUAACUCACAUUCGUUCUUAAACGUCUACCAGACAACUUUUGCUUUCUACUCUUCAGCUGCCUUAGCAGCCAUCUGCCAUCUGCAAGGUCAUACUUCAGUUUGCAAUAAUAAGCAAAAGUUAUUUUGUGAUGGACAGGGCGUAUAAACUCAGGCUAAGAUCGAAUGUGCUUUCCGAGGGUUUCCUCUUCAUUGAGCCUGCUAAGAGCCAAUAGACAUUAUGGCCCAUCUUCAUCAGUCUUUACUGUACCUACAUGUAGAGAACAAAAAUAAAGUAUAAUCAUGUUAAGACAAGAUGCAAACUUACAGAAAAUAUUAUGUUGAAGGUUCUGUUCUCAUUAUUAACAUCCAAGGUUGGUAGUAGCACUAUGCUACCGUGGGAGACCACGCUAAAGGAACCUGAAAAUGGCACAGAUAACAACUAACAUAUUGGUUAAAAAAUGAAUCUGCUGCAUUGUAUAUUUUAAGUGGUUUCUAUGAAAUUACAUUGAAAGAAUAAUGAUUAGUUUACACACUGUGGAGUUGUUAUAUUUCGGAAAGAAAACUAAUAUUCACACCUUCCAGAAAAUCUGUUUGAAUCUUUUUUGCCAAUGUUGUAACAGAAUAAUCAGUCACCUAACACAUUCACCCUUCCUGCAAGUUCACUACCACUUACUGUAAACUCUGUGUUUAUCUGUUUAUUUAAUGGUAUCUUCAGCCAUCACUACUUAUAACCUAAAUACAAAACCUGUUUAAUAAUUUACUUGCUAGGUUUUAACAUUGUUGUAUUUUUUGUAACAAUCAACCUGGCCUCUCCUUCUUAAAUGGUACUUCAUAAAUUUAUCUGGCACAUAGUGUCUGAGAUUGCUGGUCCUACAGCUUAUUUGUCUGUCAUGAAAUAUAUUUUACUUAACUGUUAAAAGG